AUGGCAGCAAGGCGGCGACCAGGCGAUAACAAGAGUGCCGGGAUCUUAACUCUCUUGUACGAUGAAGCGAUAAAGCAGAGCAUCAAGCUGGAGAAGGACACGAACAAGCAGAUCGAGGACAAGGACCAGCAGAUCGACGAUCUCAAGAAUGAAAAGAUCAGCCUGGAGGCCAACAAGGAUCAACUCAUCAACGCACUCAACCUGCAGUUGCAGGAUAUGAGGCUGAAAGCUUUCAUCGUCAACAAUCGAGCGCUGAUUGAGAUCGGGAUAUCACGGUACAACUGCAGCAUGUCUCUUACCGACGGUAUCAAGACGUUUUUGACGGGCCAUCUGUUGACGGAGCCGAAGAACACACUGAAUGAGUACAGCAAGACAGUCUGUCGGCAGCUGCGAGACUUUGGCUUCGCAGGCAAGGAACAAUCUGUUUCGAAAGAGCUCGCAAACUUGAUGCACGAGAUCUCGAAACCUUUACAUAGCAUGCAAGUAUGCCGAGAACUAUCAACCGAGGGUAUGUGGUGGGAGGGAAUCCGCCGCAUGCAGAAGCGCUUGCUAUCAUGGUCUUGA
Messenger RNA from Guillardia theta CCMP2712, 564 nucleotides. RefSeq lists its product as hypothetical. The coding region runs from base 1 to 564 and encodes 187 amino acids. Lineage: Eukaryota; Cryptophyceae; Pyrenomonadales; Geminigeraceae. The transcript has 2 exons. The record is from RefSeq and is a predicted model, not a curated record.